This is a messenger RNA of Trichosurus vulpecula (common brushtail), 1023 nucleotides long. RefSeq names its product phosphotriesterase related (gene PTER). Gene Ontology annotation, biological process: catabolic process. Gene Ontology annotation, molecular function: zinc ion binding. The record is from RefSeq and is a predicted model, not a curated record. NCBI's taxonomy places the organism in Eukaryota, Metazoa, Chordata, Mammalia, Diprotodontia, Phalangeridae.
AUGGCUUCCUUAAGUGGCAAGGUGCAGGCAGUUUUGGGGCCUUAUGGAACCAGGUCAACUUGGCAGGACUUUAACCACAAACACUUGAGCAUGAUCUUUGACUGAAGCUACUCCCCUCCUCCUUCAGGCCAAGAAGCUUUGUCUAAGGAACCCCUCAUAAUGUGGAACUUGUUUUGAAUUCAGAAGAAGUCAUAUUCCCACAAUGAGAACUUUCAACUAAAUCAGGAGACUGAAGCCAUCAAGGAAGAGCCUUUGAAUUACAAAGCCAGUGGUCCAGCUCUGAUGGAAAAUACAACCAAUGCACUUAGUCAAGAUGUGAAGACUUUGAAGUGGUCUAUGGGAGAGAAUGGGGUCCAUAUGAUCUCUGCCGCUGGAUUUUAUGUGGGUGCCACACCCUCUCCAAAGAACCGUGUCAUGUCAAUAGAGCAGCUUACUGAUAUUCUUAUUAAUGAAAUACUACAUGGAGCUGAUGUGGAAUGGAAGUGUGGAAACAUUGGAGAAAUUGGCUGUUCCUGGCCUCUCACUGAAAGCAAGAAUAAGGUACUUCAGGCAACAGCCCCAUGCACAGUCUUACUUGGAUGGCCGGUUAUCAUCCAUGCUGAUAGGAAUCCAUACUCACCCUUUAAGAUUAUAUGAAUCUUGAAAGAAGUUGGGGCAGACAUCUCCAAGACAGUUAUGUGUCACCUUGACAGAUCUCUAUUGGGCUCCAAGAAGCUAUUAGAAUUUACCCAACUUGGAUGUUGCUUAGAGUAUGAUCUCUUUGGUACAGUCCUGCUCUACUACCAACUGCACCCAGAAAUUGACAUGCUGGAUGACAAGGUGCUGGUGGAUGAAAGCUAUGAAGACAAACUUCUGGGUGCUCAUGACGUACAUACUAAACGUCAGUUGAUGAAAUAUGGAGGUCAUGGCUACUCACAUACUCUCACUGAUGUAAUUCCUAAGAUGUUAAUUAGAGGCAUAUCUGAGUAUGCAAUUGAGAAGAUACUAGUAGAGAACCCUAAAUGAUGGCUAACUUUCAAAUAG